CCACCUACCACACUUAAAAUUCCCCCAUCUCCCUCUCCAACCACUCCAACUUUCCUCUCCUUCUCUCUCUACUUCUAAGCAGUUGGUAGUUCUUGAAGUAGAGGAGAAGGUGAAAUGGCCAUUAGGAAGUCUAACAAGCUCCAUCAAACAGCUGUUUUGAAGCAAAUAUUGAAGAGGUGUUCGAGCUUGGGGAGGAGUGGAGGACAGCAAGAAGGGCUGCCAGUGGACGUCCCAAAGGGACACUUCGCGGUGUACGUGGGGGAGAACCGGAGCCGGUUCAUUGUUCCCAUCUCCUAUCUGACCCACCCUGAGUUCCAGAGACUCCUCCGGCGAGCCGAGGAGGAGUUCGGCUUCGACCAUGACAUGGGCCUUACCAUCCCCUGCGAGGAGGUCGUCUUCCGCUCCCUCACCUCCAUGCUACGGUGAAGAGAAGAAGGAUGCUCGCUCUCUGUUCCUUUUUGCCGGCUUCUCUCUUACAUAUUGUGUUCUUUGUGCCGGCUUCUCUGUUCUCUUAACACCCAUGGAAUUCUCUGUGGGUUGGAUUUGUACAUCUCUGAGCGGCGUGCGGUUUGCGCCGCCCUGUGAGAGCUGAUUAGUUAAGGAGGAAGAGGGGAGCUCGUUCCCCUGUUUAUAUCUAGCUCUCUUCUCUGUGCCCAUUUUCUAUUUUCUUCUUUCUUUCUGUUAGCUUUUCUAUUUGAACCUAUGACAUGGCAAAGAGGACACUGCAGGGAAAUUGUGAUUACGGAAGGAAGGCGGAGGUUAGAUUAAGAAGGAA
Messenger RNA from Elaeis guineensis (African oil palm), 775 nucleotides. RefSeq names its product protein SMALL AUXIN UP-REGULATED RNA 51. Lineage: Eukaryota; Viridiplantae; Streptophyta; Magnoliopsida; Arecales; Arecaceae. Gene Ontology annotation, biological process: response to auxin. The record is from RefSeq and is a predicted model, not a curated record.